AUGGAUGAAAAUUAUUCUCACGAUCUUUUAAUAGUAAUUAUCCAACAGUUGAUUGCAAUUGUUGGACUUAUUCUUAAUUUAACAGUUGUUUGGGUGACUUACAAACACAAAAAUCUUCAAACAAGUUAUGGAUUACUUCUUUCUAUUAAUUGUCUUUGUGAUGCAAUUCUCGAGUCUGGAAAAUUUUUGCCAACAUUACUAGUGUUAAUUCACACAAAGAUUCCUAUUACAUAUUGUUCUUUUGCUACAAGCUGGCAAAGUAUAGUCGUUGCGGCAAAUUCCAACUUUAAUAUGUUGUUCAUUAGCGUAGAUCGCAUUGUUUCUCUGCUUUUUCCAAUUUUGUAA
Molecule: messenger RNA, 345 nt
Organism: Meloidogyne enterolobii
Lineage: Eukaryota; Metazoa; Nematoda; Chromadorea; Rhabditida; Meloidogynidae
Source: the annotation of a GenBank genome assembly